AAAACCCUAAGAAAAGAAAAAAGAAAGUGCUGAAAGGAAAAAAGCGAAGAAGCACCGAGAAGAGACCGGCUGAAAGGAAAAAAGGCUUCAGUUGGAGGGAGCAAGGUUUAGGUAGCCAUUUCUAGGUUUAAGUUUCAGUGAAAAGAAGAAGAAGAAGAAGAAGAAGAAGGGGUUUGAAAUGCAGCCUUACGGAAUACAAUCAAUGCUAAAGGAGGGGCACAAGCACCUCUCCGGUUUGGACGAAGCGGUGGUGAAGAACAUCGAUGCCUGCAAGCAACUCUCUGCUAUCACUCGAACUUCUCUGGGUCCCAAUGGUAUGAAUAAGAUGGUUAUCAAUCAUUUGGACAAGCUCUUUGUGACAAAUGAUGCUGCCACCAUUGUCAAUGAGCUUGAGGUUCAGCAUCCUGCUGCCAAGCUUUUGGUUUUGGCAGGCAGGGCUCAGCAAGAGGAGAUUGGUGAUGGUGCUAAUCUGACCAUUUCUUUUGCUGGGGAGCUCCUGCAAAACGCAGAGGAGCUUAUAAGGAUGGGCCUGCACCCAAGUGAGAUCAUCAGUGGGUACAAUAAAGCCAUCAAAAAGACGAUCGAAAUCCUAGAUGAACUGCUAGAGCCAGGUUCUGAGAAUAUGGAUGUCCGUAACAAAGAAGAAGUGGUUUCUAGAAUGAAGGCAGCUGUUGCCAGCAAGCAGUUUGGACAAGAAGAUAUCUUAUCCUCACUUGUUGCCGAUGCAUGCAUACAAGUAUGCCCCAAGAACCCAGCAAACUUUAAUGUGGAUAAUGUACGUGUUGCAAAGAUUGUGGGUGGGGGUUUGCAUAACUGUACAGUAGUUCGAGGUAUGGUUUUGAAAACUGAUGCUGUGGGGAGUAUAAAGCGAAUGGAGAAGGCCAAGGUUAGCACACUUCUGUUUUGAAACAUUUG
Molecule: messenger RNA, 915 nt
Organism: Prunus avium (sweet cherry)
Lineage: Eukaryota; Viridiplantae; Streptophyta; Magnoliopsida; Rosales; Rosaceae
Source: RefSeq, a predicted model, not a curated record